AUGUCGUACAAACUAAGGAUUUUGCUAUUAUUCUUCUUACUGAUUGAAAAAUGUCGAUAUAUCAGUACCCAACGAGCUUGCCCACAAAAAGAAGUAAUUUUACCAUGCAGGUGUCUACUGAGAGCCCAAGAAUAUCAAAUAUGGUGCUCUCACAGCAAUUUGCCAAACGUUCUGGAAAGCCUCAAAAAUGUAGCGAAAUACAUUGCACACCCCGUAGACGAAUUAAUAUUGGAAAACAAUUUCCUACCAUCCCUACCUGGUAGGACUUUUUCACCACUGCGUGUCCUGAGGCUGAUGCUGCGUCACAACAAUCUGGAAAGAGUCUCUAGUGAUUUUUUAGCAGGCUUAGAAACCAGCCUUAUGGAAAUUUUCAUAGUCGAGCCACGAUUGAGCGGUUUACCAGAAUUGUCCAUGGCUCAACUCAGAAACCUCAGAGCGGCCACGAUACAUACCAAACUACUGAAACGUUUACCCGUAUUCUCGGGGUUACUGAAGCUGAAAUACAUUCAGACAGAGUCAGCGAUGCUAUCAGAGCUCUCACCGACAAACUUCAAAAAUCUGCCAUCAUUGGAAAAGCUGCACAUCAGCUCUAGUCCAAAGUUGACGAGGUUGGAGUCGAGUUUACUAGAGGAUUUGCCCAAGCUCGAAUUGAUCAACAUCACCCACUGCGGAAUCGAUUGGAUCCAUGUCAGGGCGUUCAGGAGGCUACCAGUGUUGAAAGAAUUGAACUUGUCUGGAAAUAAGUUGACAGAUGCUGGCAUGGUAGGCAGAGGAAGUAGAGAACUACCAGAGCUGGAGGUUAUCAGGUUAGAUAAGAAUAAUCUGAACAAGCUAGGUGAAGCCAGCUUCGUGGAUUUAUCCUCCCUGAAAAAGCUAGACCUAUCCAAUAAUCUCAUCACUCAUAUCCAACAGGGUGCUUUUCACAGACUACCCAAACUGAAAAUCCUCGAUGUAUCGAACAAUGCAUUGAGAUAUUUCCACCCAGGAAGCUUUUUGCAUCCCUCAGAAAGUGCCCUGGAAGAAAUACUGCUCCCUCACAAUGACAUAAGCAACAUUGGGGAGCUCAGCUCGGUUCUGGACAGCUCCCCGAGACUCGUUUUCCUGGAUAUGCGCCACAAUCAGCUACGAACCAUUCCGUUCGGAGCCCUACGAGGUCAUCCUACCAUAGAGCAAAUCGAUUUGGGAUUCAACAGGUUGCGCUCUAUCGAUAAGGAAGCUUUCAUAGCGAUGCCAGCGCUCAGAGAACUGAAACUAGCCAACAACUCGGUGAGCGACCUUUUCCCGGCGCCAUUUUGGAAUUUGCCAGCCUUGAAGGGGCUGGAUCUAUCUAAAAACGGCCUCGGUAGGCUGCAGCCGAUGUUUCUCAGCAACGUGGGUGCCCUGAGGCGAGUGGACUUGAGCCAAAACUUGCUGAGUUUUGUAGACCCUGAGGCGUUCGUGCCUACUCCGUUCCUUGAGCACAUCAACAUGUCCAGCAAUGUGCUCAAGGGACUGCAUGUGGUGACUUUGAGGCAUCUGAGGCAGCUGUACGAGGUCGAUUUGAGCCACAAUUUUCUGAGGGCUGUGCCGGGUGAGCUGCCGAGGAACAUAGAGUAUUUGCAUUUGAGAAACAACGAGAUUACUGGGUUAUCACCUCAGGAGUUAGAAUUGCCAUCUCUGAGGGUCUUAGAUCUAAGUAAAAAUAGGAUAGACGGUCUCCCAAAGGGUAGUCUGAAGAGGCUAGUUAACUUGAAGCGAUUAUAUUUAGGUUCGAAUUUAAUAACGAGUCUGGAAGAAUUUUCUCUGGACGGCCUCAAUAAUCUGGAAACCUUGGACCUCGGUAACAAUAGGUUAGUUCAAAUCUACCAGAAUUCGCUCAAACCGCUAAUUUCUCUACGAUACUUCAAUGUGGAAAACAAUCAGAUUAGCGUAUUGGGCUCAGAAUUACUGAUAUCUAGCAAAAACGUGCUGCAAAUCAAUCUGAGUGGUAACCAACUUCCAGAAAUCCUGGCUAGAACUCUGGAUACCAAUAAACAAACUGAAUAUCUGGACAUAUCCGACAACCUGUUGAUUCAGAUACCUCAAACCGUUUACGAUAACACUAAUUUGAAAAAACUCGAUCUCACAAACAACAGAAUCAAGACAAUCAAUGCCACUAUAAUUAACAGUUUGACCAACCUAAGGGAGUUGAGACUGACCAAGAACUUUAUCCAAACCAUAGAGGAAGGUUCCUUGUUCGACCAUAAGCAUGUGAAAACGAUUUAUCUAGAUGAUAACGAGAUUGAAUAUAUGGAACCCAAGUCCAUAAGGAACCUACCAGUCGUGAAAUCCUUGAAACUGAAUCGGAACAAGUUGAGAAAACUUCCCAACAUAGCUUUUCAUAACCUACCUCUACUUCAAAGCUUAGAGCUACAGCAAAAUAAACUGAGAAACAUUGAACCGAAAGCCUUCAGCCAAGUUCCACAUCUUUUGAUGCUCAAUUUGAGCCACAACGAGUUGAUAACAUUAGAAGAUGCUGGUCUUCAAGGUUUAAACUCUCUGGAACUGCUAGACUUGAGUUUCAACAGGAUAUCCAAGUUAUCUGGUAGAAACCUAGAUCAGCUAGAGUGGCUAGUCGAACUUCGAAUGGACGCAAACGCCAUCUGCGAGGUCAGCGAAGGAGUUUUCGACAAGUUGUUGAGGUUAAGACUCCUGAGCAUCAGGAAUAACAAGAUUAUGUAUAUACCAGAAAUGGCGACUCAGCGGCUCAGAAGCAAUAUCGCUACCAUCGACGUGAAAGGUAAUCCUUUGUCCUGUUCGUGCAACAUGCUGUGGCUGCAGGCCUGGAUCAAGGAAACAUCUCAGGAGAGCCCCAGUUGCUCUGAUGGUACGUUGCUCAGGGAACUACCACUCAGUUCCCGAGAUUGUCCUCAAGAAGAAAGGCAAAAAAAGGGAUUAACCAUGUGCGAUGCUGAGAUUUUCAACACUCCCAACUUGUACUCGACUUCCCAGAUACUUUCUAGUUCGAAGUAUAGCCUCAGAAAUGGUACGAAGAAUGGUUUGGGGGGCAAAAACAAUUUAGCACCGUCCCCUGAAGAAUCUGAAUAUUUUUAUGAUUAUUACAUCGACUAUCCCUAUAACGACAGCCUGAUUGAUCCUAAGGUAGCUGUGAAGGAGAAAAUUAGGGAUGAGGAAAUGACCACUCAAAAUGUACUCGAUAGAUUCCUGCAAACAAAGUCUAAAGAUAACAUUGCAGGUGAUACCCCAACGUUAUAUGCUGCUUCUUCGACAAAACCGAAGCCCGAUAUCCCCCAAAAAGUGAGCCACUCCCCAAGCAACAGUGGCUUCACGUUUUUCGGACUCCCCCUGCCGGAUGUCAACUUGAAAAACUUAUUCGGACCCGAUCAGGCCCGAACCCCCGUCAUGGAAAGAAAAUCCGCUAUCGUUAACGAUUCUCCAAAAAGCAAGAGGAAAUUCAUAGCUCAAAUGGAGAUGCUGCAACCCCCAAAGAUGCCCGAGCUCCAAGGUGGGUUCCUACCCGUGCUGCCUGGGUAUGGGGGCUUCAAACCCAUGCCGGAUCCCAGUAUUGCCAUCAAAAAUCCCCAGAGGAAGCAAGAGGUGGUAAAUGAAAAGCAACAGGGGUUGCAAGUGGAUUUACAGAAGCAACAGGUGGAGUCACAGAAGCAACAGGUGGCGCCACAGAAGCAACAGGUGGCGCCACAAAAGCAACAGGUAGAGUCACAGAAGCAACAAGUGAAACCGAAGGUGAAAGGUCAAAUAGAAGCAUUGAAGCAGCCACAGAAGAAAUUGAACUUUGAGAGAUCUCAACUGUUGUCCAACCAGAGUACAUUUUUCAACUUCACCAGUGAUUCUCUGCCGACUAAUAGAAACAAGAAGAGUCAGUUGGCUACUAUAAAGUUGGAAAGUAUAGCGAAUGUGAAGAUAUUCAAUCAGAGUGUAAGUCACAAUUUUGAAGAGCAUCCAAGCACAGAGUCUGCUGAAAUUUUGAAUAGUUCUGAACGAACUGAAACCGUAUCGUUUACGACAGUUGUUGUGGACAAAAUGACAGAUGUAGUUGAAACCACUACAGUGGUAGUUGAAACGAGCACUGUCCCUGUGAGAGAUGAAACUACCACUGUAAAACCAACACAGCUGAAUGAAUCAGGCGUUGUUUCGAACGACUCGAAAGUAGUUGAAAACCAAAAAAUUACACAACAUAGUGAACCAAUAUUCGAAGAAAAACCGUCUAAACCUGACACACAACCAGAAAAAAAACAUAACGGUUCAGUUCUGUCGGCUUUUUUAGUACCAGGAGGUGAACAGUACCAGUUCAAACCAACAGCAAAGUCGACCAUUACCAAAGUUCAGAACCCACAUGACUCCAACAGCAACGAUGCUUCCAUCCUGAAAUCAUCACUGAGAGUUUCAGAUUUUCCUGAUUUUGCCAAAGUUGAAUCUGCUAGGGUGGAAAAUGUCGUUUCUGACGAUUCUAUCAUAACGUCGACUGAUGAAGGCAUGACAGAAACGAAUGAUUGGUAUUUUGAGAACUAUAAUAAGCAAAACGUAGAGCCCUUUGUGGCAAAUAUAAGGGUAGAUAGUGCUAGCACAGGCAGCUCUCAACCAAUUGUAUAUACUUAUUUGUUAGUAGGAGUCGCGUUCAUUGUAUUGUAA
Molecule: messenger RNA, 4629 nt
Organism: Phaedon cochleariae (mustard beetle)
Lineage: Eukaryota; Metazoa; Arthropoda; Insecta; Coleoptera; Chrysomelidae
Source: the annotation of a GenBank genome assembly